Grammomys surdaster is the source of this 2083-nucleotide messenger RNA. It is a transcript of the gene Hoxc6, whose product is annotated as homeobox C6. The record is from RefSeq and is a predicted model, not a curated record. Bases 771 to 1232 code for a protein of 153 amino acids. Gene Ontology annotation, cellular component: nucleus. NCBI's taxonomy places the organism in Eukaryota, Metazoa, Chordata, Mammalia, Rodentia, Muridae. Gene Ontology annotation, biological process: regulation of transcription by RNA polymerase II; anterior/posterior pattern specification. Gene Ontology annotation, molecular function: DNA-binding transcription factor activity, RNA polymerase II-specific; RNA polymerase II cis-regulatory region sequence-specific DNA binding. The transcript is spliced from 3 exons.
AACUUUUUAUUGUGGUUUGUCCGUUCCGAGCGCUCCGCAGAACAGUCCUCCCUGUAAGAGCCUAACCAUUGCCAGGGAAACCUGCGCUGGGCGCUCCGUACAUUACCAGAAUUUUUUUUAUUAAUCUGAUUAAUAAUUAUUUUCCCUAUUUAAUUUUUUUCCUUAGGUGGAGUUGCCGGAAGCUGGGGGCACCUGGGGAGGGUGGGGUGGGAGGGGAGAGGCAGAAGUUGAGAGCACCUCUCUCUCCCUAUACCCGACCCCUCUGGCCCCCAAGGGGCAAGAGGUUCGCGGGUGUGGGGGCUGAGAUCUGGAGCUGCAGAUGCCUCCACCCCUCCCCUCUCCCAGAUUCUCCCUCCUGCCUCUUCCCUGCAACUUUCCUUAAUUUUAUUUGGCUUUUUUUUUAAAUCAGGACUUUUUAUUUAUUUUUAAAUUUAUAUAAAGUAUGUGUGUGUGUGUGGAGCUGAGACAGGCUCGGCAACGGCACAGAAUGAGGAAAGACGAGGAGAGAGACAGAGAGUGGGAGAGAGAGAGAGGCAGAGAGAGAGAGAGAGGGAGAGGGAGAGUGACAGCAGCGCCCGGACGUCCUCCCCAACGUCGCCCUCAAUUCCACCGCCUAUGAUCCAGUGAGGCAUUUCUCGACCUAUGGAGCAGCCGUAGCUCAGAACCGGAUCUACUCGACUCCCUUUUAUUCGCCACAGGAGAAUGUCGUGUUCAGUUCCAGCCGGGGACCGUAUGACUAUGGAUCUAAUUCCUUUUACCAGGAGAAAGACAUGCUCUCAAACUGCAGACAAAACACCUUAGGACAUAACACACAGACCUCAAUCGCUCAGGAUUUUAGUUCUGAGCAGGGCAGGACUGCGCCCCAGGACCAGAAAGCCAGUAUCCAGAUUUACCCCUGGAUGCAGCGAAUGAAUUCGCACAGUGGGGUCGGUUACGGAGCGGACCGGAGGCGCGGCCGCCAGAUCUACUCUCGAUACCAGACCCUGGAACUGGAGAAGGAAUUUCACUUCAACCGCUACCUAACUCGGCGCCGGCGCAUCGAGAUCGCCAAUGCUCUGUGCCUGACCGAGCGACAGAUCAAAAUCUGGUUCCAGAACCGCCGAAUGAAGUGGAAAAAAGAAUCUAAUCUCACGUCCACGCUCUCAGGGGGUGGCGGAGGGGCAACUGCCGACAGCCUGGGAGGAAAAGAGGAAAAGAGAGAAGAGACAGAAGAAGAGAAGCAGAAAGAGUGACCAGGACUGCCCUUGCACCCCUUUCUCCUCCCUUCCUCAUCCUAGCUCCCCGAAUCACACACUCUGUAUUUAUCUCUGGCACAACUGAUGUGUUGUGGCUUCCUAAAAGAAAACAGGGAGUCAAACGUGGACCUGAAAGUCAGCUCUGGACCCCCUCCCUCACUGCACAACUCUUCACUUGCCUCUUCCUCUAGCUCCCUCGCUAGCUCCUUCCUGGCUUGUCUGCAGGCCCCUUCCCUCGCCUAGGCCUAGGGGACCUGAACCUCGCUUCAGUCUCCACAGAUGUCCCUCCAAGUGAGCCUUAGGCUCCCUCCCCACUCCCGACGCCCUUCACCCCCGCCUUCCGGCGCAUAGAGCUGGCUCCAGGGCCUGGGGCCUCCACUCCGGGGCCUCAGGGCCCGGCCUCACAGCCGGAGGGCGGGAGGCCUCAGGAGGGCGCGCCUCGGCCCCGCAACAACCCCCAGGGCCUUUCCCCAGUCCCUGCCCGGCCCCUCUGCCCCAGCAAAUGCCCAGUCCAGGCAAAUUGUAUUUAAAGAUUCCUGGGGGUCAUUAUGGCAUAUUUCGAACUGUGACCGUUUCUGUGUGAAUAUUUCUAGCUGUAUUUGUGGUCUCUGUGUUUAUAUUUAUGUUUAGCACCGUCAGUGUUCCGGUUUCAUUUUAAAAAGCAUUUAAAAAAAAAAGAGGGAAAAUAGCGAAAAGAGAAAAAAAGUGAAUGACGUUUGUUUAGCCAGUAGGAUAAAAUAAAUAAAGAAAAAAAGAAACCCCUACGUGUUAUCCUCCUGUAUAAAUCCGACCUCUGGAUCCGUUCUCGAAUAUUUAAUAAAACUGAUAUUAUUUUUAAAAGUUUAUAA